Messenger RNA from Fusarium oxysporum Fo47, 1316 nucleotides. RefSeq lists its product as uncharacterized. NCBI's taxonomy places the organism in Eukaryota, Fungi, Ascomycota, Sordariomycetes, Hypocreales, Nectriaceae. The record is from RefSeq and is a predicted model, not a curated record. The coding region runs from base 453 to 1112 and encodes 219 amino acids. The transcript has a single exon.
AUCGAGCAGUGCUUACAUCUGCCAAACACUUGUAGCUGACGCAUAGGCUUGCAAUGGACUCCUAAGCUUAGCACCGUCGCUUCAGUUCUUUACUAUCUAUUACCUUUCAUAUUCUUUGUAGUUCCUCCACUUCCCAUUAGUUCUGAAACCUACCAGCCAAGGAAUCUAAGAAUCGUCAUCCGCAGCAAAUCGCCAGUCAUGAUUAUCUCCAGCUCUCCUCUCUUCAAAGAGUAUGCCCGAACGGCCCUUGAUUCCGCAAACCUUAACAGAAGGGCACCUUGUUCACCCUUAGGCAUUGCGGAUGCUAUUGUACAGCACCUGCUGGACCUUGCAAAGCUUCGGAUCACUCGAUUCAAGAUCAGCAAUGCUACUGAAGAGUAAGCGCAACGCACUCCGUUUAUGCUAUGGCUUGUUAAUGCUUUAGCUCCUUCAAUCUUGUUAUUGAGGGACGCAUGUUUGGGACAGGAACGAUCUCUAGCACCAUCAUAACAACGGAGGCAUCCCUCUCAUUCAACGGGACCGUAUUUGGACAGAUCAAGUUACCCCAAACCCAGACGAAUUUCUGGGGAACAGACUUUGUUGCUCAGGAACAGCGUAUCGAAAUCACCGACUAUACCAACUACUGUGCCUUUAUUCGGAGCAUUAUAGUCGACGAUGCAACCAGCCUUCAACUCGAAAACAACAACUGCACAGUCAGAGCACUUGGUACUUCGUCUAUAUGCAACCUCCGUCUCGAUAUGCCACUCAAAACUAUUGGAGGACCUAGAAUGGCAGUCAAGAAGCUUUCGCGCUUAGGUAAUGACGUGACAAUCGUAUUCGGCUUGAGUUGCUCAGGCCCUGUCGAACUUGACCAUGGCUUUUGUAUUUUCGAGCUUCGAAACGGCCAUAGUGAAACAUUGGCAGAGCUGAAAGGUGAACUGAACAUUGCCACAGGCCAGACUGAACUCACUCUCCAUGGGACAACACGAGAUGGGGCGGUGGCCUCAAACAGAAUCAGGUUUGUUGGAGUCGGGGUGGAAGCGAAAGAGAAAUCAUGGCUCAAUGAGACCAUAAGAGAGAUUGAUGUCCCUGUUGACUUGGAACCGAAAUGCGUGGAGAUAUUGUGGUGCUGAUACACACUUCGGGAAACGGUACCUUGGUGAUAAGGAUUUGAUAUUGGGUCUCUUGUCUAUGGAUCUGACCUAGUUCCGGAUACCUUGUGUUAGGUUCCAUUGGCAUAGAGUCAGAUGUACAAUAAAGGUCAUCAGAUUUUCAGUUUCAGGGUUGGCAAUGGGUUGAACACCAACGUUGGUAAUUACCUCCAAUAAUUUGUCAAG